Messenger RNA from Camellia sinensis, 564 nucleotides. NCBI's taxonomy places the organism in Eukaryota, Viridiplantae, Streptophyta, Magnoliopsida, Ericales, Theaceae. The record is from RefSeq and is a predicted model, not a curated record.
AUGGAUUCUUUCGAAGGUCAAUAUGAUCAAGUAUGCAAGAUGGAUCUUGGGUAUUCAAGGUCUCCUUCCCCCUAUGUAUCACAGUCUCGAUCUAGAUCCAAGUCUAGGUCUAAGUCCAAAUCAUGGUCAAGACCAAGGGACAGGUCCAGGUCUAGAUCAAGGUCCAGGGGUCGUGGGAGGAAUACACUUUAUGUGACUGGUUUAUCCACUAGGGUGACAGAAAGAGAGCUUGAAGAUCAUUUCUCCAAAGAGGGAAAGGUUGCUACAUGUUUUCUAGUUGUGGAGCCCCAUACACACGUCUCUUGUGGUUUUGCUUUUAUUACAAUGGAUACUAUCGAUGAUGUCAACCGUUGCAUCAAAUGUCUAAUGCUGCUAGUGGCUGAUGGUUGUUGCUUGUUGGUCAGCUACUGCUACUGCAAUGUUGCUAUGAGGCAGUUGCCACUAGAUGCUGGCCUGCUGCAAAUUUCUUUCGUAUUGUUACACACAGUGCCUGUAUUGUAUGAGAAGUAUGAGGACCAAGUUGAUUCGUUUUCAGAGAAAACAAUGAUCGAGAUCAAGAAAUAG